GUUCUUUAGAGCGUGUCUUCUCAAUCUGCGCUGACGUCGCCUUCUGAUUAAACAUCACUCGCCAUGGCCUGCAGUCGUUGUGUCCCUAGUCUCUGUUCGGUUCUGCUUCUCAUGCGAAGUUGCUCGGUUAUUCAUGUUAUCAUUCCUGAGCGUAUAGGGUAUCAUGAGCUGACUGAUUUGCCGCGUUCGAACCCACAAAACAUGUGUUUCCUAACCAGGAAACGGAAAGUGAGGAUGAACUCGUCAAACAGCUCGCAUUAUGAUACACCAGCGCUGAGGACCUAAGUACGCUCG
Messenger RNA from Aureobasidium pullulans EXF-150, 294 nucleotides. RefSeq lists its product as uncharacterized. The coding region runs from base 64 to 285 and encodes 73 amino acids. The transcript has a single exon. NCBI's taxonomy places the organism in Eukaryota, Fungi, Ascomycota, Dothideomycetes, Dothideales, Saccotheciaceae. The record is from RefSeq and is a predicted model, not a curated record.